UUCUACAUUCAAAGAGUCAGUAAAACAUGGCGGCGCCCAUGAAAUGGAAAAGACUUGUGUUCUCUGCGUAUACUCCAGCCUUUUCCUGGGUUUUCACAAGGAUAACAGACCGCUUUUUCAGGGCACAUGAUCGGAGGAGAGGGUCUGCGGUGCUGCUUUUGGCUCCUCUCCUGGCAGAGGCAGAUUCAGCACCCCUGGCCUCCUCCAGACCUCCAGGCUUCACUGGCGUCGAGAGCCUUCACUCCCGCUUCCACUGGAUGGCGGAUCAUGUACCGGCUUUCAAAGUCCCUGGGGGCCACAUUCGCGUCCUCCACUCACCUGAUGAGUUUUAUCAAGCCAUGAAGGCUCGUAUCAAGACAGCCAAGAGUCGUGUGGUGAUGGCAUCUCUGUAUCUGGGCACAGGACCACUAGAGCAAGACCUGGUUGAUUGCAUGGAAGAAGCAUUAGAGCGCUCACAGGAAGAUCACACACCUGAUCUCAAAGUGUCGUUUCUGCUGGAUUAUACCAGAGGCUCUAGAGGUAAGCACAAUUCCCGCACAAUGUUACUGCCGCUCCUCCAGCGUUUCCCCGAGCAGAUGAGAGUGUCGCUGUACCACACGCCAGACCUGCGAGGACUCCUGCGGCUCCUGGUACCUGAACGCUUCAAUGAAACCAUCGGCGUGCAGCACAUCAAGGCAUACCUUUUUGACAACAGUCUCAUCAUUAGUGGGGCCAAUCUGAGCGACUCCUACUUCACCAAUCGGCAGGAUCGUUAUGUUCUUCUGGAGGACUGCAAGGAAGUUGCUGAUUUCUUUGCUGAACUGGUUGGAGCCGUGGGUGACGUGUCAAUGCAGCUCCUGCCUGACAACAGUGUGGAGAUGAUGGAGGGAAGGGUGCAUCCUUACAAAGGCAACAGAGCAGAUUUUUCAGAAUCGGCCCAGAGACGGAUCAUGGAGGUGGUGAACACUGCCCGCAUCCGACAAAGCAUGCUAAAAACGGAAUGCUCCGACCAUCCAGACUCAAACGGGACAUCGCCAAACGACACCUGGAUCUUUCCCUUGGUGCAAAUGAAACCUCUAGGCAUCCAUCUAGAUGAACAAGUGACCAAACGACUGCUUACAGAGGCUGGUGGAGAUGCUGUGGUUUACCUGACGUCGGGCUACUUCAACCUGACACGCACAUACAUGCAGCUGGUUUUAGGCGCAGAGGCAGACUAUCGUAUUCUUAUGGCCUCUCCUGAGGUUAAUGGGUUUUUUGGAGCCAAAGGAGUAGCUGGGGCAAUUCCAGAGGCCUACGUUCACCUCGCCCGGCAGUUCUACAAUAAGGUGUGUCAGCUUGGCCAACAGAGUCGUGUCCACUUGCAUGAAUACCAUCGCCCUGAUUGGACGUUUCAUGCAAAAGGUCUGUGGUAUUAUGUAGGAGGAAGAGACUGCCCCUGCCUCACCCUGAUUGGCUCCCCAAAUUUCGGCUAUCGCUCUGUGCACAGGGAUCUGGAGGCUCAGAUCGCUAUAGUAACAGAGAACGAGGAACUCCAAACGCAACUUCAACAGGAGCAGGAGGUGUUAUAUCAGAGCUCAACGCAAGUGUCAAACUCCACUUUUAACCAGCCGGACCGCCAUGUAAAGCUCUGGGUCAAACUGGUUACUCCACUCAUCAAGAACUUCUUCUGAGUUCAACAGGCCUGAUGUGAUGGAUAUCACUGUCUGUGACAGGUGAAGGUGAAGCUGUGCAAGUCAUUUUCAGAUGUUGAUGGUCUCUGAAUGCUCUUUAUUGACUGGAAUCAAGAGGGGGGUUUUUUCCAGAAAAUUUCAUCAGUGAUCUAAAACAAACACUCAACUAAUCUGCUGUGUGCUGUUUUACUCAAACACAUUCAUUCUGCUCUAACAAACCCAUUUUUAGAAGGAGAAGUUCAUCGAAACCAGCAUGAUGGACAUGUCAAACAGCAACAAUGAACAUGUGACCAUCAGUUUAGAGUGCAGUGCAUUUGACAUUUAUACAGUAUGUAAAUAUUUUAGUUAAUUUAAUUAGUUUUUUUCCUGUAAACAUUUCAGUUUUGUCACUUUAAUAAGAUGCUGUUUAACUAAAACCCUUUCCGUUUCUAUUUGCUCUUAUUUUUACUUCAUUUUUAUUUGGUUGAAAAUAUAAUUUCAGUAAUAUUACAGCGCAUUCAUUAUGGAAUUGUAGCAACUCUUAACAAAAAAAAAAACAAAACAAAAAAAAAAAGCCCACAUUUCCUACUGUCUGAAACAAGUGCAAC
Molecule: messenger RNA, 2236 nt
Organism: Danio rerio (zebrafish)
Lineage: Eukaryota; Metazoa; Chordata; Actinopteri; Cypriniformes; Danionidae
Source: RefSeq, a predicted model, not a curated record